GGGAGCAGAAAACACAAACGUCCGAAGGGGAUCAAGCCGAGGAGCACAACUUAGCGACCUUCGAUGGUUGUUGUUUUAGGUCGGCGUGCUGUAUUUGUUUGUGCUGCUUGCUGUGUGCGCAUACGUCAGUCGGACUCAUCUGGGACCCGGUCCCGGUGCGGAGAGGACGGCGAAGUUGCUCGCUGGAAUGAGCACGAACUUUUCCCAACUUACCGAAAGUUUUUCUUUGGUGACGUUUCCCCCCGUUUUCUCGACGCUGUCAUGUAUGGAUAACGAAGGUUCUGGAUCAGAUGGAUCCUGACUUCGGAUCUCUCCAUCUGCCUGGGAAUAGUUCUAAAUGACGGUGGGAGUUCUGUGAGGGUUCUGCAAAAUGGCAGCCCCGUGCGCCCCGGAGCGGCUCCGGAGGACUGUGUGGCUGCUGGGCUGUUCGCUCUUGUGUUUCGGGCUCUUCUCCGCGGCGCUCCCGAACCACCCCCGGCGACUGGUCUGCUGGCAAGCCAUCAUGAACUGCCAGAGCGAACCGGAGUGCAACUACGCCUACGAACACUACAUGCGCGCGUGUGGACCGGUACUCGAGGGGCAGAGGAAGAAGUGCCCCAGCCACUGCAUCGCCUCUUUGAUCCAGCUCAACCAGACGCGCAACGGACCGGCUCUGGAGGACUGCAGCUGCGGCAACGACCUGAUGUGCAAGAGCACCAAGCGUUCCAUCGAGCCAUGCCUGCCCCGGACUAGCAGCACCGGCUGCACGGAGGCUCGGCGCCAGUGUGAGCGGGACCAGCAGUGCAGCUCAGCCAUGCACGACUACCUGCACAACUGCGGGAAACUCUUCGGCGGGGCGGUGUGCACUAACGCCUGCAGAAAUGUGAUCGCCAACAUGCGCAAGAUCCCCAAAGGUCAGCAGCUGGACACAUGCAUGUGUGACGGCACCGAGAGAGCCAUCUGCGAGUUCGUGAAGAGCAGCAUGAACGCGCUGUGCUUCGACUCCCCCGGCAGGGAGGAGAGCAGUGGCUCUCACGAAGGUUUGGACUGGGAGGAUGACGAGGACGUCUCUUUUGACCCAGACGACAGAUACGAAGCAGAGCGCGGGGGCUCUCCAGCCGCGAGCCACUUGGGUUUGACCCUGCUGGCAUCCAUUUUGACUACGGCAGUCCUCACAUAGAAACCCGGGGUCGUCGUCUGCAUCCCAACUUUUGACCUGUGGUUCUUUGAACUUUGAGGAUCUCAUCUCAAGCAGGAUGUUUUCUAUGCAAAUCAGUCCUCUCUUAUCAAACAGAUAAGCUAAGUCUUGGAGAGAAAAAGCAAACAACCUAUUUUUGUAUGUUGCCGUGGUAUCAGAUUGACAGGUGGAAUUCUGUAUAUAGACAUGAGUGAAAGAUAAUUUAUUACAAUACAUCCAAAUGUUUGUCUAGAAUAGAAGAAGAGAAUUCCAGCUUUAAAGGGAACGACUUUUCUAUAUUCAAAUGUACAAUCUUGUGUAUAUGUGUAUAUAAACAUAUAGAUUUUUCUGAGAAAAUCCUCUAUGUUGUAGGCGAGCUGAUGACUGUGUACAGCCUAUAGAAAAACGUCUAAAUCCACUGUAUGACUGCCUUGAUGAUACACUUUUAUAGAAGGCAUAAAGGAAACUUGAAGAUAUUCCUGACUCGUUUUAUGCCCAUAUAUGGUCUCUGGUGCUCAUCAAACACUUUUUAGACUGUAUGACUAUGCAGAGGUCACCAGUCCGUCUUGACCACCCAACAACUGAAGCUACAGCAUUUCUUAAAAGACAUUUGUUCCAAACAAAUCCAAACAUGUAAAGGAAUUGUGACUUUGAAAUGCUCAUCAAGGUGUGAAAAUUCUAAUUAUUCUGCAGCUUAUUUCGGCACAGUCAGGUCAGAAAGUUUUGUUUCUUCGUACUGUAAUGUGUCCUGAAUAUUGAAAUACUUCAAUGACACACCAAUGAACAAUACAUGUUUGUGUAACAUAUUACUUAGCUGAAGUUUAUAGAACUGCAAAAAAGAACAAACAAAAACGAUUUUUUUCCUAUAAUUUGUGGUCUAAAGUGAUAUCUAAGUGUUGAAUAAAAAGUUAUGAGACAGGUAUACAUGUUAAAAAUUGAUUUUAGAAUUUGUACAUCAGGACCAGGUAAAGUAGUGUAUUUUGAGGACGGUAUCGCACACAAAGUUAAAAUUAUGGUUUAUUUGUAUAUUAUAAAACAUUUCAGUAUUAAUACUUAAUACUGGCGGUUAAAUCCGUACAUCUUCACUUUAAAUGUCGUAGUGUGUUUGAAUCAAAAUAUCCAAGCUGAGGUGAAAAUGGGGGAACAAAUCCACUUUAAUCAGGUAUGCGUGUGACUAUCUGUUGAUGGAGCUGUGUUGCACAGUGGCCUGUUUGUCUCACAUGAAGCAGAUUCAAAGAAAUGUGUAUCGUGUAUGUGUCACCUUCGGCAUAUAUAACCAGAUCACAGAAACCUCCAUUAUUAAUGUGGGCAACAACACAUUAGCAUUGUUCACUGAGAACUCACCUGGAUUUCCUUCCCAAAAGAUUGUUGCCAUUAUUUACAACCUGAUCUCCGGGUGACAGAGCAGCGAAUGACCCAGGACCUUUGAUUUUAGCAGCCCAAUGGCAAAAGCAACUGUCACUGCAAAUGAAGAGAUCAACCUCUCUGGAUCUGUGGGCCCUUGUGGCGUUCAAUUGGGAUGUUACUUAUGAAGAUUGAUCGUGAUAACAUACUGUACCAGUGAUGCGUGAGAUAGCAAGUAGCCACCAACUAAGCUAACAUGAGUUACUGCCUGUCAAGUCCAUUGACGGCUCAGAUUUGGGGUGGAGUGCUCGCAAGCGCUUGCCGAGUUUCUUCUCACCAGUCACUAGUCACUUAGUCACUAAUCUAUCUCUUGAAAGGGAUCAAUAUAUUUAAAACACGAGGUCACAUGGAGUUUUAGAUGCCAUUGCUUAAGCCACUUCAUUUCUAAGCUU
Molecule: messenger RNA, 2952 nt
Organism: Synchiropus splendidus (mandarinfish)
Lineage: Eukaryota; Metazoa; Chordata; Actinopteri; Syngnathiformes; Callionymidae
Gene: gas1a
Product: growth arrest-specific 1a
Exons: 1
Coding region: 371-1159 (262 amino acids)
Biological process (GO): regulation of cell cycle
Source: RefSeq, a predicted model, not a curated record